Penicillium oxalicum is the source of this 4041-nucleotide messenger RNA. It is a transcript of the gene mdr1, whose product is annotated as ABC multidrug transporter Mdr1. Gene Ontology annotation, biological process: transmembrane transport. The transcript has 2 exons. Gene Ontology annotation, cellular component: membrane. The record is from RefSeq and is a predicted model, not a curated record. Gene Ontology annotation, molecular function: ATP hydrolysis activity; ATP binding; ABC-type transporter activity. Bases 1 to 4041 code for a protein of 1346 amino acids. Lineage: Eukaryota; Fungi; Ascomycota; Eurotiomycetes; Eurotiales; Aspergillaceae.
AUGCAGCAACCAGAGGAGGGCGCUGCUACGUUGGAAAAGGUACCGGACGAGGUGCAAGCCGGUGAGAAUGUGCGUCAGCCACAGGAAAAAGUGGCGGGGAAGAGCAACGACUCCGCUUCGACUCUGAGUGGGACGCCAAAGGACAAGGAUGGAAGCAAGACGGCCCUGUCCCUCGACGACGAUGCGAUCUUUGCGCAUUUGCCGGAUCAUGAGAAGGAAAUCUUGAAGCGACAGUUGCACGACCCCGCUGCCAAGGUGUCCUUCCUGGGCCUCUAUCGCUAUGCUUCGGCGAUGGAUAUCGCGAUCUUGGUCGUCAGCGCUCUGUGUUCCAUCGUUGCAGGUGCGGCACUGCCUCUGUUUACGAUCCUCUUUGGCUCCUUAACGAACGCCUUCCAGCAGAUCCAGUUGAAAACAAUGACCUAUGAUGACUUCGAACACGAGCUGGUCAAGAACGUUCUUUACUUUAUUUACCUUGGUAUUGGCGAAUUCGUGACCGUAUACAUCAGCACGGUCGGAUUCAUCUACACCGGUGAACAUGUCACACAGAAGCUUCGGGAGCACUACCUUGAAGCCAUCUUGCGCCAGAACAUCGCCUACUUCGAUAAGCUGGGUGCUGGUGAAGUCACUACCCGCAUCACCGCUGACACCAAUCUGAUCCAGGACGGCGUUUCGGAGAAGGUCGGACUCACCUUGACGGCCCUCGCCACCUUCGUGACGGCUUUCGUCGUCGCGUACAUCAAGUAUGCGCCGCUGGCGGGUAUCUGCACAUCGACCAUCGUCGCACUUGUCCUGGUGAUGGGUGGUGGAUCGACCUUCAUCGUGAAAUUUAGCAAGCUUUCCCUGGAGAGUUAUGCUGCAGGUGGAACCGUGGCCGAAGAGGUGAUCAGUUCCAUUCGCAACACAACCGCUUUCGGCACCCAGGAUAAGCUCGCCAAGCAGUAUGAGGUGCACUUGCACACUGCCGAGCGAUGGGGCGUGCGGCUGCAGAUGGCUCUGGGUGUUAUGAUCGGUGGCAUGUUCGGGAUCAUCUUUUUAAAUUACGGUCUCGGAUUUUGGAUGGGAUCGCGGUUCCUGGUUCAAGAAAAAGUCAACGUGGGCCAGGUCCUGACCAUCCUCAUGUCCAUCCUGAUCGGUUCAUUCAGUCUGAGCAAUGUCGCUCCCAACACUCAAGCCUUCACCGGCGCCGUGGCUGCGGCUGCCAAGAUUUUCAGUACCAUUGAUCGUGUCUCACCCAUUGAUCCCACCUCUGAUGAGGGCAUCAUUCCCGAAAACGCUACUGGUGAAAUUGAAUUCCGCAACGUCAAGCACAUCUAUCCUUCACGACCGGAAGUCACCAUCAUGCAAGAUGUUUCGUUGAAGUUCCCCGCAGGUAAGACUACCGCACUGGUUGGCCCCUCGGGCUCGGGCAAGUCGACCGUUGUUGGUCUCGUCGAGCGUUUCUACAUGCCUGUGGGCGGUACUGUUUUCCUGGACGGCCAUGAUAUCCAGACUGUGAACCUGCGGUGGUUGCGCCAACAGAUUUCACUUGUCCAGCAGGAACCCGUGCUCUUCGGCACUACUAUCUACAAGAACAUCCGCUACGGUUUACUUGGCACUCGCUAUGAGCAUGAACCGGAGGAGCGUGUGCGUGAACUGAUCGAGAACGCGGCCAAAAUGGCCAACGCGCACGAAUUCAUCAUGGGCCUUCCGGAACAAUACGAAACCAAUGUCGGUCAACGUGGCUUCCUCCUCUCCGGUGGCCAGAAGCAGCGUAUCGCCAUCGCCCGUGCUGUCGUCUCUGACCCCAAGAUUUUGCUGCUGGACGAGGCUACCUCCGCCCUGGACACCAAAUCAGAGGGUGUGGUGCAGGCUGCUUUGGACCGUGCUGCCGAAGGCCGUACUACUAUUGUCAUCGCUCACCGUCUGUCCACCAUUAAGACCGCGCACAAUAUCGUCGUCUUUGUCAAUGGCGCUAUUGUGGAACAGGGCACCCAUGAUGAUUUGAUCGAGACUGCUGGACCAUAUUCCAAGCUUGUCGAGGCUCAGCGCAUCAACGAAGAAAAGGAAGCCGACGCUCUGAACGAAGAUAUCCUCGAGGACGACUCCGAUGAUUCUUCGCUGAACAAGCAACACAUUGCUCGUGUCAAGUCCGUCGCAAGUGCCUCCACCCCUCUCAAGGAUGAAGAGGCCGGGGCAAUGUUCCCCGAGGAUAUCCGUCGCCAGGAUACUGGCAAGUCUGUCUCCAGCAUGGUUCUCUCCAAGUCGGGCCCCGAUCCAAAGGCUAAGUACUCGCUAUGGACGCUGAUUAAAUUCAUUGCCUCCUUCAAUAAGGAAGAAUGGAAGUAUCUGAUUGUCGGUUUGGUCUUCUCUUGUCUUGCAGGCGGUGGUCAGCCCACCCAGGCGUUCCUGUACGCCAAGGCCAUUGGCUCUCUGUCCCUUCCCAAGUCCCAGUGGGGCAAGCUGCGUUCUGACGCCAAUUUCUGGUCUCUCAUGUUCUUGGUUGUUGGUAUUGUCCAGUUCUUCACGUUCUCGAUCAACGGAAUUGCGUUUGCCUACUGCUCCGAGCGUCUCAUUCACAAGGCCCGCAGCAAGGCCUUCCGAUCCAUGCUUCGCCAGGAUAUCAACUUCUUCGAUCGUGAAGAGAACAGCACGGGUGCAUUGACUUCAUUCCUCUCGACCGAGACCAAACACCUCUCUGGCAUCAGUGGAUCGACCCUGGGUACAAUUCUCAUGACCUCAACAACCUUGAUUGCGGCCAUGGUCAUCUCCCUGUCGUUCGGCUGGAAGCUCGCCCUGGUUUGUAUCAGUGUCAUUCCUGUCCUCCUUGGCUGCGGUUUCUAUCGCUUCCACAUGCUUGCCGCUUUCCAGGCCCGCUCCAAGAGCGCCUACGAGGGUUCCGCCAGCUAUGCCUGUGAGGCUACCUCUGCCAUCCGCACCGUGGCCUCACUCACCCGCGAGAACGAUGUCUGGAAUGUCUACCACGAGCAGCUAUCUCAGCAGGCCCGCGUCAGCUUGAAAUCCGUCAUCCGAUCAUCUGUUCUGUAUGCUGCGUCUCAGGCGCUGGUCUUCUUUUGUGUCGCGCUCGGCUUUUGGUACGGUGGUACGCUGUUGGGCAAGGGCGAGUAUGAUACGUUCCGAUUCUUCGUCUGCUUCAGUGAGAUUCUGUUUGGAGCUCAAUCGGCCGGUACCGUGUUCUCUUUCUCACCCGACAUGGGCAAAGCCAAGAACGCCGCGUAUGAGUUCCGCAAGCUGUUCGAUCGCCGUCCUACCAUCGACACCUGGUCUGAGGAGGGCGCCGUUGUUGACCAUGUUGAGGGAACCAUUGAGUUCCGCGACGUGCACUUCCGCUACCCGACUCGCCCGGAACAACCCGUCCUUCGGGGCCUGAACCUGAGCGUCAAGCCCGGUCAGUACAUUGCACUGGUUGGACCCAGUGGCUGUGGAAAGAGUACGACGAUUGCCUUGUUGGAGCGUUUCUAUGACGCCCUCUCCGGUGGAGUCUUUGUGGAUGGACACAACAUCGCGGAUCUGAACAUCAAUUCGUACCGUAGCCAUCUCGCCCUCGUCAGUCAAGAACCCACUCUUUACCAAGGCACGAUCAAGGACAACAUUCUGCUCGGUAUCGCCGAAGACGACAUCGCAGAGGACCUCCUCGUCAAGGCCUGCAAGGAAGCCAACAUUUACGACUUUAUCAUGUCUCUGCCCGAGGGAUUCAACACCGUCGUGGGUUCCAAGGGUGGCAUGUUGUCUGGUGGUCAGAAGCAGCGUGUCGCUAUUGCCCGCGCUUUGCUCCGUAAUCCCAAGAUUCUUCUGCUCGACGAAGCCACCUCCGCACUGGACUCUGAAUCCGAGAAGGUCGUCCAGGCCGCCCUCGAUGCUGCGGCCAAGGGUCGCACCACCGUUGCCGUUGCUCAUCGUCUGAGCACUAUUCAGAAGGCGGACAUCAUUUAUGUCUUCGACCAGGGCAGGAUUGUCGAGAGCGGCACGCACACCGAGCUCCUGCGAAACAAGGGCCGCUACUACGAGCUAGUCAACUUGCAGAGUCUGGGUAAGACCCAUUAA